AUGGCCGACCAAGUUGUCACCGUCUACUCGAAUGAUCACCAAGACUACUCUGUUAAAUCCAAUAAGAAGAGAUUGGCCGAUGGUUUACCAGAUGAUGCCUCCAAGAAAUUAAAGGUUCCAGACCAAAUCGUUGCCAGUCCAAAGAUUAACAACAAUGUCACACACGACGCCGAUGCCAAAGCUAAAAAGCCAAGAAAGAACGAAGCCAUCUGCACAGUCUGUGAGAAGUCCGACAAUCUCUUGAUGUGCGACGGUCCAUGCCUCCGUUCAUUCCACAUCGAUUGUAUCGGUCUCGAUUCAAUGCCAACCUCACGUUGGGAGUGUUCAGACUGCUCCAAGAACCAAAAUAUAUGUUUUGCCUGUAAGGAGCGUGGUAUCAUCAAUAUGAAUCUCACCAAGUGUAAAGUACACCAAUGUGGAAAGUUCUACCACAACAAAUGCAUCUCAGAGUUCAAGUUGACCAAGGUUGUCAAUACCAAGUCACCACGUUUCAACUGUCCACUUCACUACUGUGAGUCAUGCGGUGUCUCUGGCGAUGGCAAACAGUCAGUCCACUGUUUCCGUUGUCCAACUGCCUACCAUGUCAUAUGUAUGCCACCAGUCGUCAAGAUGCUCACCAAAUCCAAAGAGACAAGAAAGACUGGUCUCAUUCUCUGUCCAAAGCACUAUAAUGAACAAGGUGUUGUUCCACAGCAACAACAACAACAGCUCCACUCCAGUGGUAGCAUCACCCCACAAUUAAAAUCACCACAAACCACCUGUGGUCACUCACACUCACACCAGCAUCCACAUCAACAUCAACACCAACAACAAACACCUCAAUGUCACAGCCAAAAACACAAUGUCACAUCCCCAUCCUCCUCAUUUUUCACACCAAUGUCACCCAUUUCGUCGCCACCUUUCUCACCGGUCGAGUCACCACGUUUCAUCUCUUCCUCCUCGGAAUUUAUCAAUCAUUCAUCUACACCCUCUUCACCCAUGCACAUUGGACAAUACAAUAUUUUAAAUUCAAGCAACAACAGCACCAACAAUUCAAUAUACGACCAACUGAAGCAACAACAAAUGUUUUUGCAACUCCAAGAGCGUGUUACCCAAAGUGACUUUACCACUGAGCGUCCACGUUCCUUCAGCAAGCGUAACAGCAACGGAAGCGUACCAUCGAUUUCCACAGCACCAUCUCCUGCUCUCUCACGUUCAAACUCGAGUGAACACCUUCUAGAGCUUACUGAGCUCACCUCCUACGCGUCGAGACUCAUUGAAAUUCGUGAUAGUAAUAACAAUGUCAACUCCAAAGACAACAACAACAACAAUAAUAAUAAUUAUUCGGCCGAAAACAAUAAUCAAUCUAUAAACAAUAGUAAUUUCCAAUUUUCACAUAUACUUAAUAGUAAACCAACAAAUUCAUACAACAACAAUAAUAACAACACUUUCAACAAUGAAAUUGACCAAUCAAAGUUAAUCGGUCAAUUCCUACAGUUUGCCCAUACCAAGAAGAUUGGUUUCCAAGGUGCCUCCAUUCUCUCAGCACCAUCCACUCCAACUAACUACUCUCCGCACCAAGUGCCAAGUAUCAAAUCUUCAAGCCAACGUCCAUCCUUCUAA
This is a messenger RNA of Heterostelium album PN500, 1602 nucleotides long. RefSeq names its product PHD zinc finger-containing protein. The transcript has a single exon. NCBI's taxonomy places the organism in Eukaryota, Evosea, Eumycetozoa, Acytosteliales, Acytosteliaceae. The record is from RefSeq and is a predicted model, not a curated record. The coding region runs from base 1 to 1602 and encodes 533 amino acids.